CGAGGCCAGUGGUCCGCCGGGCGAAAACGACUUUCUGUGCGCGGAGCGGGACCUCCCGAGACGACCUCUCGUUAUGAGUCAUGUGGCGGUGGAAAAUGCCCUCGGUCUAGAUCAGCAGUUUGCUGGUCUAGACUUGAAUUCUUCAGACGCUCAGAGUGGAGGAGGCUCAGCAAGCAAAGGCCGGUACAUUCCUCCUCAUUUGCGGAACAGAGAAACUUCAAAACAGGAUUCCCCCAGCUGGGACUCUCGUGGAGGUAAUGGCUAUAUGAAUGGAUAUGAUCGUGACAGCCGGAUGAAUGGCUACGAUCGUGAUCGCGGUGUGUUUGGAUCCAGAGGAGGAUCUGGACGUGAUGACAGAGGAUUUGAUGGUUGGAAUGCUGGAAGAGACAAGGAUGCAUACAGUAGCUUCGGUGCAAGAAGUGAACGUGGUUCAGGAAAAUCCAGCUUCUUUAGUGACCGUGGAAAUGGCUCAAGGGGAAGAUUUGAUGAUCAAGGAAGAGGCAGUGAUUUUGAUGGCUCUGGCAGUCGUGGUGAUAGAAGCGGCUUUGGAAGAUUUGAGCGUGGUGGGAACAGUCGUUGGUCUGACAAAUGUGAUGAAGAUGACUGGUCCAAACCACUUGCACCAAGUGAACGUAUGGAGCAGGAGCUUUUCGCUGGUGGGAACACUGGCAUUAACUUUGAAAAAUAUGAUGACAUUCCAGUUGAGGCAACAGGCAGCAACUGCCCUCCACACAUUGAAAGUUUCAGUGAUGUUGACAUGGGGGAAAUUAUCAUGGGGAACAUUGAGCUCACCAGCUACACUCGACCUACUCCAGUGCAGAAAUAUGCUAUCCCUAUCAUCAAAGAGAAGAGAGAUUUGAUGGCUUGUGCCCAGACAGGGUCUGGGAAAACAGCUGCAUUUCUUUUGCCUAUACUGAGUCAGAUCUAUACAGAUGGCCCAGGUGAUGCCUUGAGAGCUAUGAAGGAAAAUGGAAGAUAUGGACGUCGUAAGCAAUACCCAAUCUCAUUAGUCUUGGCUCCUACAAGAGAAUUGGCAGUGCAAAUAUAUGAAGAAGCCAGGAAGUUUGCAUAUCGUUCCAAAGUUCGCCCUUGUGUUGUCUAUGGUGGUGCUGACAUUGGCCAACAGAUACGUGACUUGGAGCGUGGCUGCCACUUGCUUGUCGCAACUCCAGGACGUCUUGUAGAUAUGAUGGAGAGAGGAAAAAUUGGACUGGACUUCUGCAAGUACUUGGUAUUAGAUGAAGCAGAUCGUAUGCUUGACAUGGGGUUUGAACCUCAAAUUCGUCGUAUUGUUGAGCAAGAUACUAUGCCACCAAAGGGUGUCCGUCAGACCAUGAUGUUCAGUGCUACGUUUCCAAAGGAAAUCCAGAUGCUUGCUCGUGACUUUUUAGAAGAAUAUAUCUUUCUGGCUGUUGGCAGAGUUGGCUCUACAUCUGAGAACAUCACACAGAAAGUAGUGUGGGUGGAAGAGUCAGACAAACGGUCAUUUCUGCUUGACCUCCUAAAUGCCACAGGUAAAGACUGUUUGGGAGAAUUCCAACACAACUCUAAUGGCUCAGGCAAAGAUUCCUUGACACUGGUGUUUGUGGAAACUAAAAAAGGGGCUGACUCCCUGGAAGAUUUCCUGUACCAUGAAGGAUAUGCUUGUACAAGCAUCCAUGGUGAUCGCUCCCAGAGAGACAGAGAAGAAGCAUUACACCAGUUCCGUUCGGGUAGAAGUCCAAUCUUGGUUGCCACUGCAGUAGCAGCAAGAGGCCUGGAUAUUUCAAAUGUCAAACAUGUCAUCAACUUUGAUUUGCCAAGUGACAUAGAAGAAUAUGUUCAUCGCAUAGGCCGUACAGGGCGUGUGGGGAACCUUGGUCUUGCCACGUCAUUCUUCAAUGAAAGGAACAUAAAUAUUACAAAAGACUUAUUAGAUCUUCUUGUUGAAGCCAAGCAAGAAGUACCAUCUUGGCUAGAAAACAUGGCAUAUGAGCAGCACCAUAAGGGUGGAAGUAGUCGUGGACGAUCUAAAGGCCGUUUCAGUGGAGGAUUUGGUGCCAGAGACUAUCGAACAAGCAGCAGUACUGCUGGCAGUAGUUUUGGCAGCAGCCGUGCAAGUAGUAGUCGGAGUGGUGGCAGUGGUGGUGGUGGUGGCGGCGGCGGCAGCGGCCAUGGAGGCAGCAGAGGGUUUGGAGGUGGCUAUGGCGGCUUCUAUAACAGUGAUGGAUAUGGUGGAAACUAUAACUCUCAGGGGGUAGACUGGUGGGGCAACUGAUCUGCUUGCUGCAGAUGCUUACCAAACAAGCUAAUAUGGAAACCACAUGUAACUUAGCCAGACUAUACCUUGUGUAGCUUCAAGAACUCGCAGUACAUUACCAGCUGUGAUUCUCCACUGAAUUUUUUUUAAGGGA
Euleptes europaea (tarantolino) is the source of this 2393-nucleotide messenger RNA. It is a transcript of the gene DDX3X, whose product is annotated as DEAD-box helicase 3 X-linked. Gene Ontology annotation, molecular function: RNA binding; RNA helicase activity; ATP binding. Lineage: Eukaryota; Metazoa; Chordata; Lepidosauria; Squamata; Sphaerodactylidae. The record is from RefSeq and is a predicted model, not a curated record. The transcript is spliced from 18 exons. Bases 74 to 2257 code for a protein of 727 amino acids. Gene Ontology annotation, cellular component: nucleus; P granule. Gene Ontology annotation, biological process: gamete generation; cell differentiation.